AUGUUGAUGCAACUUCCUCGGUUGACAAGCUCUCUCAGAGACCCAUUUGACAUCGACCAAGCCUAUCUCCAGAGAAAAGUCAUCCUUCAAAACUUCCUCAAGAACCCUAACAAUACUGCAAGCUCGCUCAAUGAAUCAGAACUUGCGAGGAAGAUUGUUGAUGGAUGGGAAGAAGCCUCAACCGAAGUGCGACAAGCUUACAGGCAAUUUAUUGGAGGAGUUGUGGAGUUGAUAGAUGGAGAGGUGCAAUCCGAGGAGUUUCGCGAGGUGGUAUUGACUGUUUAUCGUAUAUUUGGGGAAGAGGAGAAUGUGGACAGCAACUUUACCCAAAAGAAGUCGAAAUUUCAGAAACUUAUUGGUCAUGCAGUUUCAGAUGCUAAGUUACAGAAAGUUGCUUCUCUAGCACGGAGGCUUUGCGGUUUGCAACCAAGAAACUCUGGAGCGGCACUUAUUGUAGACAGUCAUGUAGAUGGGAGUGGGGAUGAUCUAGAGUUUGGUGCUGACUUUGCUUUCCUAGCGCCAGCUAGGUUUCUGGUGGAUGCUAGUUUGGAGGAUGGGGAAAUGUUGGAUGAGGAAAGUCUUGCACCUUCUUCUAUGUUUCAUGAUGGAUGGUAUGAUCAUAGUGACCCGGGACGAAAUCAUUCUACUACUGAUGGUGGAAAUUUCGAUUUAAGUUGGUUAAGAGAUGCAUGUGACCAGAUAGUAAGAGAAAGUACUUCACAGCUUUCCCAAGAUGAUCUGGCAAUGGCUAUAUGCCGUGUACUUGAUUCAGACAAGCCCGGUGAGGAGAUAGCUGGUGAUUUAUUGGAUCUUGUUGGCGAUAGUGCUUUCGAAACUGUACAAGACCUUAUACUGCACCGCAAGGAACUUGUUGAUGCUAUCCAUCGUGGAUUGUCUCUACUGAAGUCAGAAAAAAAGGCUUCAAACACUCAAUCGCGCAUGCCUAGUUAUGGCACCCAGGUUACCAUCCAAACAGAAUCUGCGAAGCAAAUCGAUAAACUUCGGCGCAAGGAAGAAAAGCGGAAUAGACGCGGAACAGAACAUGGAGUUGAGAGUGAUGCAUCAGUUGCGAGUUUUUCUUCUUUACUUCAAGCAAGUGAGAGAAAAAGCCCAUUUGACAAUCUAAUUGGGUCUGGACCAGGGCCCUAUUCGUUGUCAGUGACUGCUCUUCCUCAAGGUAGUGUCAGGAAACAUUACAAGGGCUAUGAGGAAGUCAUUAUUCCCCCAACACCAACUGCAGAAAUGAAACCUGGAGAAAAGCUGGACUCAGGAGAAAAGUUCUACAGUAAGGAUGCAUUGGAGGAGGUGCAGGUUAUUGAGAUAAAGGAGUUGGAUGACUUUGCUCAAGCUGCUUUUCAUGGCUAUAAAUCUCUAAACCGUAUACAGAGCCAGAUAUUUCAAACUGUCUAUUACACUAACGAGAAUAUACUUGUUUGUGCCCCGACAGGAGCUGGCAAAACAAAUAUAGCUAUGAUCUCUAUUCUACAUGAGAUUGGACAGCACUUCAGGGAUGGGUACUUGCACAAAGAUGAAUUUAAGAUAGUUUAUGUUGCUCCUAUGAAGGCAUUAGCUGCGGAGGUCACAUCAACAUUUAGCCAUCGCUUAUCUCCAUUGAACAUGACUGUGAGAGAACUUACUGGGGACAUGCAACUAUCUAAGAGUGAACUUGAAGAGACUCAGAUGAUAGUGACAACUCCUGAGAAAUGGGAUGUCAUCACUCGUAAGAGCAGUGAUAUGUCUCUCUCAAUGCUGGUGAAGCUCUUAAUCAUUGAUGAAGUGCAUCUUUUGAAUGAUGAUAGAGGCCCUGUGAUAGAGGCACUAGUUGCCAGGACUCUGCGACAGGUGGAGUCAACACAGACAAUGAUACGCAUUGUAGGACUUUCAGCCACUCUACCCAACUACUUGGAGGUUGCUCAAUUUCUUAGAGUGAGUCCAGAGACAGGUCUCUUCUUCUUUGAUUCUAGUUAUCGUCCUGUGCCUCUUGCCCAGCAGUAUAUUGGAAUUAGUGAGCAGAACUUUGCAGCUCGCAAUGACUUGCUGAAUGAAAUCUGUUAUAAAAAGGUUGUUGAUUCAUUAAAGAAAGGUCAUCAAGCAAUGGUAUUUGUUCAUUCAAGGAAGGAUACAGUAAAAACGGCUGAGAAACUGAGUAGGCUAUUUGACAUUGAAGGUGAGUCUCGGGUGAUCUUGGGUGGGAUGUUAGAUUUGUUGCCAGUUUGUUUCAUGGGUAUCUCGUUCAGCUUCAGGAUUUGGGGAUGUUAUAUUGUGACAUUGAGCAAGAUUGGAGUGCUAUUUUAUAUUCCGUUUGAUUAUCUUGUUGGCUGGUUGGGAGGAUGUGCUAUCUUGAAAUGUGUUGAACUUGCCCGGAAUAAUGACGAUUUAGAGCUCUUAAGAAAUGAUGACCAUCCACAGUUUGCCUUAAUCAAGGUGAUGGACUGA
Dovyalis caffra is the source of this 2436-nucleotide messenger RNA. The record is from the annotation of a GenBank genome assembly. Lineage: Eukaryota; Viridiplantae; Streptophyta; Magnoliopsida; Malpighiales; Salicaceae.